Clupea harengus (Atlantic herring) is the source of this 1568-nucleotide messenger RNA. It is a transcript of the gene pex3, whose product is annotated as peroxisomal biogenesis factor 3. NCBI's taxonomy places the organism in Eukaryota, Metazoa, Chordata, Actinopteri, Clupeiformes, Clupeidae. The record is from RefSeq and is a predicted model, not a curated record. Gene Ontology annotation, biological process: protein import into peroxisome membrane. Gene Ontology annotation, cellular component: peroxisomal membrane. Gene Ontology annotation, molecular function: protein-macromolecule adaptor activity.
GACCUGCUCUAUGGUCACUGCGACCUCACACCUCUUCCGGGUUGUCAUAUGUCUACGGUAUUGUUUAAACUUAAAAAAAAAGCCACUCAACAUGCGGCUGGGGAAUUCUUAGAUAUUGCUAAACCUGCUAAUGGAAUUCAUCAUUAUCUACCACCCCCUUUAGUAACUCUAUGAGAUUCGGAGUAACAGUAUGCUCUCUUCAUGGAGUUCCCUCAAGCGCCACAAAAGGAAGUUCCUUUUCGCUGGUGUUUUCAUUGGAGGUGGAUAUCUAUUGAGUAAAUAUGCUCAAAGAAAAUUACAGGAAUUCCAGGACCAAGAGGCUACAGAAUACAUUACUCAAGCCAGACGACAGUACCACUUUGAAAGUAACCAGAGGACAUGCAACAUGACCGUUCUAUCUAUGCUGCCAUCUCUCAAAGAAGCCAUUAUUAUGCGCUUAGAUUCAGAGGAUCUGACGUCUUUGCUGAAGAGAAGGCCAGCAAAUAAGUUUGAAAUCUGGGAGGACCUUAAAAUAAUCAGUUUUUCUAGAAGUGUAGUAGCUGUGUACAGUACCUGCAUGUUGGUUGCACUACUGCGAGUUCAGCUCAACAUCAUUGGUGGUUACCUGUACUUGGAUAACUCGGUGAACAAAACUGGAAUGAUCCAAUUUGCACCACCUGAUGUCCAACAACAGUAUUUGUCCAGUAUUCAACAUCUUCUUGGAGAUGGGCUGAAUGAAUUGAUGACUGUAGUGAAAAGAGCAGUGCAAGAUGUACUGGGAGGUAUGUCCCUGAAGCAGCACCUGUCACUACAGGAGUUGGACCAGCAGCUGGUUAGCAUCAGGCAACGAGUAGAGGAAGGGUUAGGAGCCACAUCACACAAGCCUCUCUCUUGGUACCUGAUGCCAGAUGAGGAGAAUACACUCGAGGCUCAGGCUUGUAGUCUGACUGGGUAUGAUGUCAUGACUAUUAAGUUGCUGAAUGAAACUCGAGACAUGCUGGAAAGCCCUGACUUCAGCAUAGUACUCAGCACUUGUCUGAGCAGAGGGUUCAGCCGCUUCCUUGAUAACAUGGCAGAGUUCUUCCACCUGCCACAGGGAUGUCCCGUAUCUCUGGAAGCGUCUGGAAGUCUCUCUCAUGAACGUCUUCCCCUUGCCAAAAUCAUUCCCAUUGUCAAUGGACAGAUUCAUUCAAUAUGCAGUGAAAUACCAAGUCAUUUUGUCCAGGACCUCCUGUUGAUUGACCAGGUGAAGAAAUUUGCAGCUAAUGUUUAUGAGACAUUCAGCAGUCCACAAGAACAUCAGAGAUGAUUUGGGCUUUGGUUCAGUCAAUGCUAACUGUGUUCCCUGCUCACUUAACUGGUUGUAAAUGAAAUGCUAAAGAAAUAUGGGGAAAUGGUAUGAAGUGAUCUCUGUAGUGCUAACCGACACGAGAGAUCACAGUAGAGUGGUUCAUAUAGUUAUUAAUUUGCCCAAACAUUGUAAACAAAUAAAAUGUGUUUUAUAUGUACCCCAUGAUUUGCAAAGAAACUAAAUGUAUUUUGGAAAAAUACCCCAUGAUUUGCCCAGCCAUUAAACAAAUAUAAUGCCA